Siniperca chuatsi (mandarin fish) is the source of this 1168-nucleotide messenger RNA. RefSeq lists its product as uncharacterized. The record is from RefSeq and is a predicted model, not a curated record. The coding region runs from base 13 to 735 and encodes 240 amino acids. Gene Ontology annotation, molecular function: nucleic acid binding. The transcript is spliced from 2 exons. NCBI's taxonomy places the organism in Eukaryota, Metazoa, Chordata, Actinopteri, Centrarchiformes, Sinipercidae.
CACAGAAUAAGAAUGAAGCAAAUUUACAGAGUUCCUUUCGAGAGAAACACAGAACGUGUAAAGCAACUGCGAUAUGACUAUGUGCAGAGAGUGAUGGAACUAGAAGCAGAUGCCAUGGGACAUGAGCUACUUUUUGUAGAUGAGGCCGGUUUUAACCUCAGUAAAACCAGGAGACGUGGCAGGAACAUUAUUGGACACCGUGUCAUCAUCAAUGUCCCAGGACAACGUGGUGGUAACAUAACCAUGUGUGCAGCUAUAAACCAAAAUGGUGUUGUUCACCAUCAUGCAACCAUAGGCCCAUACAACACUGCACACAUUACUGCAUUCCUGGACACCUUACAUGACAUGCUCACUGUUCAGAGACCAGAGCAUACCCGAUAUGUCAUCAUAUGGGACAAUGUUAGUUUCCAUAGGGCUGCUUUGGUCCGCAACUGGUUUACAGACCACCCAAUCUUCAUGGCACUCAACCUCCCUCCAUACUCUCCAUUCUUGAAUCCCAUCGAGGAGUUCUUCUCUGCCUGGCGCUGGAAAGUGUACGACCGUCAUCCUCAUCAACAGGUAGCCCUUUUACAGGCAAUGGAGGAGGCAUGUGGAGAUAUUGACCAGGCAUCAUGUCAGGCCUGGAUACGGCAUUCAAGGAGAUAUUUUCCCCGGUGCCUUGGACUGGAGGAUAUCGCAUGCGAUGUGGACGAAAUUUUGUGGCCGGACCCAGAAAGACGACAUGAUGUAGGCUGAUUGUCUUUUUUUUUUCUCUUUUUUUUUGUGAAAUUACUAUUUUGUGUUCUGACUUUGUCUUGGUUUUGAUGAGUGUGAAUAAACACCAAUACUUGAAGUUUGGAUCCUUGUAUGUUUACAUGACACUAUGACAAAAGUAUGACCUCAAAUUGACAUCUGUACACAGAGAAAGCAAAAGCCAGAUGUGUUUUGUAUUCAUACUAUCAGUGUGUAGUUGGCACAUUGUGUGCUUAGUAGAUGAUGGCUUGUGUUUACUGUUUGAUACGAAAACACCAUUUUUACAAAGGUGUGAAGAGUUAAUCUAGCUGUGUUCGCUUUUGCAAGAGAACUACAAUGUUUUGAUAAUUGGGUGAAAGGUUUUCUUAUUUGUGUGUAGAGUUUUGCAAAAAUAGCCAAUAGUUACAAAAAAUGUGCUUAAGCAAUCAGAAAAAAC